Messenger RNA from Tetrahymena thermophila SB210, 306 nucleotides. RefSeq names its product Tim10/DDP family zinc finger protein. The record is from RefSeq and is a predicted model, not a curated record. The transcript has a single exon. NCBI's taxonomy places the organism in Eukaryota, Ciliophora, Oligohymenophorea, Hymenostomatida, Tetrahymenidae.
AUGAGCAAAAAGAGUUCCUCAACAAUUGAAUUAGACGAAACAAUAACAAAAAAUUUAUAAAACAACAAAAUCUCAUAUAAAGAAUAUAUAAAUACUAGUAUUUAAGUAAAAUAUAUGGUUCCUUGCACCGCAAAGUGUUUUGUUGAUUAUUAAACACCAUUAAGUGGAGUAGAAAAGGCUUGUCUCGCAAAAUGUAUUGAUAGGGUUGCUGAUUAUUACGCCAUCUCAUAAUCUGAAUUAAAUCCCAAUAAUAAAUAGAAUCAAAAGCAUAUGUUUUAAGCAUUUAACCUUCCAGUAAAAGACUGA